Molecule: messenger RNA, 4953 nt
Organism: Venturia canescens
Lineage: Eukaryota; Metazoa; Arthropoda; Insecta; Hymenoptera; Ichneumonidae
Product: membrane-associated guanylate kinase, WW and PDZ domain-containing protein 1
Exons: 10
Coding region: 524-3889 (1121 amino acids)
Biological process (GO): signal transduction
Cellular component (GO): cytoplasm
Molecular function (GO): protein binding
Source: RefSeq, a predicted model, not a curated record
UCCCUCCUGCACUUGCUUGUGCAGCUAUUGCGCACACAAACACACGAGCGUGUGUGUCACGAACGCGUAGGUUUUUUUUCAUACUUAUACUGUUUCCAGUGAUAAAGCAUGUAAACUUGAGAUUUAUACCGAACUCGCAUCCACUUGGAAAAAAAUACAGUGUCAAGAGAAUACGCUUAUUCACGCGUUUCGAAGUGUUUCGAUCCAUGGUAUCGAUCACUACGCAUAUUUCUGUGGGAAGAAAAAAAGAUUCCAACCGCGAUUAUGUUUGUGUGGCAGGCGAGUGAUUCAGUGAUCAAAUAUUUUUGACCCGGUGGAACGGGAGAAUUUUUUAAAUAGUGUGUAUAUCCGAAGAAUGCGAAAGGGGGUGGCGUGAUGUUUAAGCAGAGUGAAAAAUAUUUAGAGAAGAGGAUGGAGCAUACAUCGUGAAAAGAAAAAAGAAGCAAAAAAGAAAAAAAUAUUGAGCCCGCUGCGUGUGAGUACAACUCUCGCAUCUCGUAGUGAGAAGCUGAGGUCCAUUAAAAUGGAAAAUAAAACCGAGGAUUCAGUUUCCCUGGACAACACCAAUGACGUCGGGAGUGUGGAUAAAGAGAUGUUGGCGAUGAGCGAUAAUGACAUGUCCAGCCACCGUGUUCCUCCCAAUUAUAUGUACAACACUGGCUCUGAACAAGUCGGCGGUAAUAUGGAGCAUGACAUGAACGGUCGUUGCCGCAGUCAAGCAUCGGAAGAUCAGCUUGGUCCGCUCCCACAAAAUUGGGAAAAAGCAUACACGGAUACCGGAGAAGUCUAUUUCAUCGACCACAACACAGGAACAUCUCACUGGCUCGAUCCUCGUUUGUCCAAAUUUCAAAAACGGUCUUUGGAAGAAUGUCUCGACGACGAGCUGCCCUAUGGCUGGGAAAAAAUUGACGAUCAACUUUAUGGAACGUACUUCAUUGAUCACGUGAAUCGUCGAACGCAGUACGAGAAUCCAGUGUUGCAGGCCAAACGAGCUCAGCAGAGUAUGAACGAUCGAAAAAGUCCGAAUUUCACAAGAAAUCCAAAAAAAUUAAAAGGCCAACGCGUGAGAACGACUUUACUGAAGAGCUCGAGGGGCUUGGGAUUCACGAUCGUCGGUGGUGACGAUGCGGUUGAAGAGUUUUUGCAAAUCAAGAGCGUUGCUCCGAACGGUCCAGCUUGGCUCGAUGGAAAAUUACAAACUGGUGAUGUUCUCGUCUAUGUGAACGAAACGUGCGUGUUAGGUUUCACGCAUAAUGAGAUGGUGAACGUAUUUAAAUCAAUCGGGAGCGGUGAGACAGUGACUCUCGAAGUUUGCAGAGGAUAUCCAUUGCCCUUCGACCCGAAUGAUCCGAACACGGAGGUCGUAACGACGAUAGCGGUGAGUGCACCGGGCGAUCAAGUGAUCAGAGACGCUGGCCUUUUGCGUCAGUCUGUUCAUCAUCAACAGCAGCAACAACAGCAGCAACAGCAGCAGCAUCACCAACAACAGCGUCAGAUGUUGCCAGGUUCGGGGGACAGAAUGGUCGAUGAUCCGAGCCUGUACAUGGACCUUGAUUCAGGAAUGCAGCGGAACGAGGGACGCUUCGAUUUCCUCGACACAGGAUUUUUGUCGGUGCAUAACAUGGAAAACGGUGAUAAUUUGGCAAACACGUCGGUCAAUUCGAUGCCGGAUCUUUGUAUAUCUGAAAAAAUGAACGGAGCGAACGCGGCUUCGAUCAAAAGACCGAGCAGCACGGACAUCUUGCUCUCCGACACGGGAGACGAUUCGAGCGUACGCAAGGAGAAUUCGUCGCCGAUAUCAACGAAAUCGGAGUUUUUGAGUAUUUCAAUAGUCAAAGGGGCAAUGGGUUUCGGUUUCACAAUCGCUGAUUCCUCCCACGGUCAAAAAGUUAAGAAAAUACUUGAUCGUCAACGUUGUAAGAAUCUCAUGGAGGGCGACAUAUUGGUCAACAUAAAUGAAGUUACCGUUAGAAACAUGUGUCAUUCGGAAGUCGUACAAGUUUUAAAAGAUUGUCCACGUAAUCAAGAAGCAAUGAUACACGUGCAGCGAACGACUUCCGUCGGGAAUUCGAGCAUGAAGGACGUUAAGAGGGACAAACAGUCUCAAGACUUCUUCCGAAGCAAAACACCCACUGCGGAUAUUUACAGCACUCAAUCGAAAACCGUUGUUCCGAGUCGACCAAAAACGCCUCUUAUCGACACGAGAACUUGCGCGAAAUCUCCGAGCAACGAUGCCAAUUGGCCCGAACAGACAUGCGACAACGAUCUCAAUCAUCUCGAUAACAGAUACAAAUACUCUGAUUACAAUCGUGGUAUUUAUUAUACCGAUCCUUACAAAGCUAAUAUUGCUAAUAUGACAGAAAAUUUCGGACCAAUGACGAAUCUCGAUGAUGUCGAUGACGAAGAUGACGACGAGGAAGAACGCAGACAAAAUGUAAGGCACGCUUCCCUUGCAAAACGCGAUUGGGUCGUGGACGAUAAAAUGGGUCUUGGCAAUGAUGUUUAUUCCGUCAACGUCGCUCAUCAUGACAAUAUCAUAAAACACAAUGGCAGCGGAGUACACCCCGAUUAUUAUAAAGAUUUGUACGCCAGCCAAACACACCCGAGAUACAACGAACAGGAUUACAGCGCUUAUACGAUAGGACAGGAGCAAAAUGUCGACACUGGCGAGAUUUGGGACAAACGAAAGGAAACGACGAGUUUCGAGCAUGAACAACCACAUUCGAGUUCAGUUUCCAGAUUUCCUCAGUACGGUGGGGAAAUGGUUUGCCCAACGAUACCUGAUAUCGAGUGGAUAGAAACGUUGGUAACAUUGGUUAGACAAGACACUGGUUUCGGAUUCAGGAUAGUCGGAGGGACCGAGGAAGGAUCUCAGCAGGUAUCGGUUGGUCAUAUAGUGCCAGGCGGUGCAGCGGAUCGUGAUAACCGAUUGAACACUGGAGAUCUGAUAAUGUCGGUGGACGGUGAGAGCGUGAUGAAUUCCUCGCAUCACAACGUUGUACAAUUGAUGAUAGGAGCUGCCCAAAACGGUCGCGUCACUCUUGGCAUAAGGAGGAGAAUAAACGCUCAGGAUCACUUACGUGAUAAUCUUCAAACCUCGUACGGACGACAAAUAAAUAUACAAUAUCCUUACGACGUGACAGUCACGAGAAUGGAAAACGAAGGAUUUGGGUUUGUUAUCAUAUCGUCGGUUAAUAAAGCUGGCUCAACUAUAGGAAGAAUAAUCGAAGGUUCUCCGGCUGAACGAUGUGGACGUCUCAAUGUCGGAGAUCACAUACUCGCUGUUAAUCACGUCGAUAUUACCAAUGUUUGCCACAAAGAUAUAGUCAAUUUGAUUAAAGAUUCCGGUUACUCGGUCACACUAACGAUUGGUUAUCCUCUCGACGAUUGCUGCAGCAACACGUCACUUUCCCAGAAGGACGAACCAGCAGCCGAUGGAGACGGUGGACAGUACCACGCCGUCGAAUUGACUCGAGGCACACGUGGCUUCGGCUUCAGUAUACGCGGAGGUCGGGAAUUCCAAAAUAUGCCUUUGUUCGUAUUGCAAAUUGCCGAGAAUGGUCCCGCCGCUGUCGACAAUCGGCUCAGGGUCGGAGAUCAGAUAAUCGAGAUAAAUGCUAUAAACACGAAAAACAUGACACACACGGAGGCAAUAGAAAUAAUAAGAAACGGCGGUCCGUCGGUGAGGCUGCUCAUAAGACGAGGCUGUCAAAUGCCAACUGCGAGUAAUCUUACGAUCGACCAAAUAAGUAUACGACCGAUCGAGCCCGGAAACGUAGACGAGAAAUUGAAAAAUUCACACGGGAACUGCGCUCUCACUGAGAUUCGUAGGAAAAAACCUUUUUCCAUUCCAUUGAGCUGCUGCUGCUCUUCGAGAAAAAGACGAUAGAAUUGUGAAAAUUAAGAAAAUUAAUAAUGCAAGUAUCACGUUUUACAAUGUACAAACAGAAUCGAUUAAAUUACUGCCAGUUUACGCGUUCAUUAGACUGCCAAUUGCUUCGAAAGGUCUUCGACUAAUGUGUAAUAUAAUAUAUAAAUAUAAAUAGAUUGUAAUUACUGUAAUUAAUUAAUGGAUAUUUAGGACAAUUCUAUUUCAAUUAGAGACUCAAAGAACUUAUACCUGCAGCUUAUAACGAUUGAAAAAAGAAACGAAAAAAAAAACUCCUAACAAUUGCGCAUUAUCGACGAGGUGAUGUUUGAGGACAUGAAACGAGGAGGAGUGUUUGUGCGAGAGACAAAAUUAUAUAUGAAUGAAAGAAACGUUUUUUUCGGUUUCAACGAAACGCGGAUAUUUUGAUUUGUAAUGCUCUAAGAUGAUACUUCGGUAAACGAAUAUAUAAAUAUAUAUAUUAAUUAAUUAAUUAUAAAUACGCAAGCACAGUAUGUGUCCAUACACACCAAAGAAUUCAGUGUACUGAUCAGCAAGGUAUUCUUUCAUCUUUAAUCUUUUAUUCCUUUGUAAAUCGAGCUUAAUACUAAAUCCUGAGCGCAUUGAAUUCAUCAUUUAGCCAAAUUAUAAGUGUCCGCGUGCCGUCGCAAUAAACGACAGCCUUAAGGCUUUAUACACACUUGUGAUGGGCGGAAAAAUGGAAAAUUCUUUUUUUUAGAUACUCUCCAAGUACAAUGUCUAAGAAUAUUCUCACCAAAUUCCAUAAAGAUCGGAGCAUUGGACUCGUAGCCAUGGGCAUUUCAACCGACGGCUCGGUGCGCACGGGGUCGUCUAAUACUUGAACCUUUAACGCGAUUAUUUCAGAAUCGUCUUUUUUUUUAAAUACCUAUGCGGUGUACACGAUUACUAAAAAGCUAUCGAUCCGAUCCACACUAAAUUUGUACCACUUAUUUAUUAUAAUAAUAGCUAGGACCUGGACGAAUGAUUUCGUAUUUUGUUGGAAAAAAAAGAUUGUAGCAAAAAAACCGAAAAUUUAGCACCUCAAAAGAUGAAUUUAAAUCCAA